Eurytemora carolleeae is the source of this 1331-nucleotide messenger RNA. RefSeq lists its product as uncharacterized. NCBI's taxonomy places the organism in Eukaryota, Metazoa, Arthropoda, Copepoda, Calanoida, Temoridae. The record is from RefSeq and is a predicted model, not a curated record.
GACUGAUGAACUUCAAGAUUUACUCGUCUAUCCCAACCAGUACCCUAGUUACAAGCAGAAGAAGACGAGCUCUUAACUUCAGGUUGGCUCGUAUAUCUGUAGCUCUGGUGAUAAUCUUCUUGGUGUUCAACACUCCUCGUCUCACAAUAGGACUUUACGAGGUAACAAAGCUUGAAUCUAUAAUUGAUUGUUUCUCCAACAAGCAGAGAUAUUAUCCAUCCACGGUUCAGCUAGUUGGAGAUAUCUGUUCUCAGUACUGUGCUGUACUGAACUCAAGUGUGAACUUCUGUGCCUACUGUAUGCUGGGAAGUCAGUUUCAAUCUGAACUACGAAACCUCAUCUACUCACUGUGCGGUAGAACCAGCCAGGCACCUCAGAUCACAGUGGUUCAAGAAAUGGUGAUGCAAACCUCCAAACCAGUAGUCUCGUUGAUCACCCCGGCUCAAGCAGCUCUGUAUAUGGAAACCUCGAAACCUUUAGUCCCGUUGAUCACCCCAACUCAAGCAGCUCUGUAUAUGGAAACCGAACUGUAAAGUGUCCUGUACGGUACACUGUAAAUUGUACACUGUACGGCAUACAACCAAGUCUGUAAACGAAAAAAUCCUGUUGCAGUUAUAAAUGUUGUGUGAUCUAUACAAUUGAAGUGAUUUAUAUGAACAAUUUACAAUGAAUUGUCAUCAGAACUUUCCCCUCAACCAUUUUUGCAGUUCUGAAUCAUGAAGACAAAAAUCUACAAAACGCUUUGUUCAGUUAAAAGUUUCUUGGUUAUUGAAAAAGUUAAGAUUUUUGCUUCUCGAUGUGCAUAUUCUACAGGGUGUUCUAAUUAACAUGGGAAUUGAGUGACAAUUUGUAUACCGUCUUUGUAAAUGAUUUUUUGAUUAAGUGAUGCCCACAAGGAAAGCUUGAACCCACAGAUGUUUUGUCUAUUAGAGAUACGAAUUAGGUAAUACAGUGCUAAUUCUUAACAAAUUCGUCAAUCUAUUCCUAUGUGUUUUGGGACAACCUGUAUAAGUUCACUGAUAUUUAAAGAACAUCUAUACUUUUCAGCUCUGUAGAAUAAAGGUAAUUUAUUGCCACAAAGUAAAUUCGAUAAUAGCUCAAAGCACAGCGCAUUUGACCAUCUAUUUAAAAAAUUGAAAAUGGCGAAAAAUCAAAGAUUCGCAGUUUGGUUUGUUGCACAGUUACAAUUAUUAAAUUAUUUUAAUUUUUUAUAUUUUUAAUUAUAACGAAAAUGUUAUAUAUAGACUAUCUGAAUAUUAAUGUAAAUAGGAAUGAUCCCCAAUGUAUUAUAUUCUACUAUAUAUGUAAUAUAAAUGGCUAUAAAUACCUUA